AUUCCAAUUGUCAUUUUGUUCUGCCUUGGACGAUUAGUGAGAUUGAGACGCCUAUAUAUUUCUCUGCUCGGUCCCGGCUUCUCUCAACUGAAGACGAGUUGUUGAGGGACAUCGAUCAGCUGCCGCGCGUCAUGACAACCAAGGAUUCUAUCUUGAUCAUUGAAGCGGACCUCCAAUGCGAGAAAUGUUACAAGAAGAUUCAGAAAGUCCUCUGCAAACUCCAAUCAAAGGAGAACAUCAGGAAGAUUGAUUUCGAGAACACCAAGAACAGGGUUACCAUCUCGGGCCCUUUCGACGCAGCAAAGCUGUCCAAAAAGCUGAGAUGCAAGGCCUGCGAUGUGAUCAAGGACAUCAAGAUCGGCAAGCCUCCAGAGGAGAAGAAGCCCGAGGCAAAGAAGCCGGAGGAGAAGAAACCGGAAGAGAAGAAACCUUCCGAGGAAAAAGGGAAGACGGAGGAGAAGAAACCCGAAGAAAAGAAGAAGCCUGAGGAGAAGAAACCUGGCGAGGAAAAGAAGAAGGGUGAUGACGAGAAGGCGAAAUCGCCAUCGUCGUCGACGACGACGGUGAACCUGCAGUUGACGAACAUAUGUGGCAUCUGCUACCCGUGGCCGUGCAGUGACCCAGCAGCGCACUGGGGCAUCCACCACCCGCAGCAACUGAUGCCCCAGUGGCCGCCGUGGGGAGGGAUGGCGCCGGCGCCGGUUCACCAGCCGCACCUGCCCCCUCAGAAGUGGGCGCCGUGCGGGGGGCCCUCGUUCUGCGGCGGGUGCGGGUGGUGCCAUGGCGGCGGCGGCGGCGGCAUGCACGGUUGUUGGGCGCCGGCGCCGGCGCAGCCGAUGUGCUGCCCCGGGCCGUCGCUGUGCAGAGGGUGCAACGGGUGCAAGAUCGUGCAGGAAACCAAGUUCAGCUACCAAGAGUACCCGUCUGCGUGUGCCAUCAUGUGAUUUUGCUUGCAGUUACUUUUUGUGAUGGAUUUGUUUCCCUCCCGGUGCAUCGUAAAAGAUGACUACUACUUGUCUGUUUACCAAUGAAUCAAGAAAUAGUAUAUACAUAUACUAGUAUGCAUUAUGU
Molecule: messenger RNA, 1071 nt
Organism: Panicum virgatum (switchgrass)
Lineage: Eukaryota; Viridiplantae; Streptophyta; Magnoliopsida; Poales; Poaceae
Exons: 3
Coding region: 132-944 (270 amino acids)
Source: RefSeq, a predicted model, not a curated record